This is a messenger RNA of Staurois parvus, 300 nucleotides long. The record is from the annotation of a GenBank genome assembly. Lineage: Eukaryota; Metazoa; Chordata; Amphibia; Anura; Ranidae.
AUUUCAGUACCAAAAGCGGUAACCCCGAGCUACACUUGGGCUUACCAUGCGGCGUUGCUCAGGGAGUCCCUGCAGCACUUACCUUGUCCUUCGCUCCCGCGAUGCAUCCCCUGCAGCGUCCCCGGCCAUCUUCUCCGGCCGAUGCCGGCAUCCGGCUUCCGUGUUCUGGUCCCUGUGACGUUGGGACGUACGGGUGCCGGAACCGGCAGCGAAUUUGAAAUUUUUUAAAAAUGUCUUCUUUUUUUUUUUUUUAAAUGUGCUUUGUCCUGUGCCCUGCCUGCAUUUUGACUGUUCUUUCUG